AUGGGCCAAGACGUCAGCCAAAUUCCCAACAUCUCCAUCGGUGACUACACUCUCGAGGUGGUAGACACUUUCACUUACCUGGGUUCCAUCAUCGCCAGCAACCUCUCUUUAGACGCUGAGCUGAACUCAAGGAUCGACAAGGCAGCAACGGUAAUGGCCCUUCUGGUCAGAAGGGUCUGGGACAACUCCAUGCUGACCAUCAAAACCAAGAUGAAGGUCAGUCAAGCUUGCGUGCUCAGCACACUGCUCUACAGCAGCGAAACAUGGACCUUGUACUCUCACCAAGGGAGCAGACUUAAUGCCUUCCACCCGAGUUGUCUCAUACAGAUCCUGGGCAUCACCUUGCAUAAUCAUGUCCCAAACAAGAACGUUCUAGCACAAACAAGAAUACCCAGUAUGCUUGCCUUGCUCGCCCAGAGACGCUUGCGCUGGCUUGGUCAUUUAAGCCGCAUGGAAGAUGGUCGAAUUCCUAAGGAAAUGCUGUAUGGAGAGCUUGCUACUGGCUACUCAGCAGCAUUCCUGAACGAAUACAGCACUAACAAAGUCACAUGCUGGACAAGUGGCCAGGCUGGCCGAGUUUGUACUGUCACAGCCUCAAGCAUGCUAUGCUGCUUUCACAUUCAGCCUGAAACACCGCUGGACCUAUUUCCUUAG
This is a messenger RNA of Pocillopora verrucosa, 654 nucleotides long. RefSeq lists its product as uncharacterized. The record is from RefSeq and is a predicted model, not a curated record. NCBI's taxonomy places the organism in Eukaryota, Metazoa, Cnidaria, Anthozoa, Scleractinia, Pocilloporidae.